AUGAGUGCGCAACUUCAGAGUGGUAUCCAUUCCCAUGACGCCUACGUCGGCUUCUGGACGAAUUGGUCCUCUGGCAAGAUACAAGGAGCAACAGUCACUUUAACACGCCGCAAUGGGGGACUACUUGUCGCAUUCUUAGCCCUCUUUGUUGCAACUGCUGGUCGAAGUUUCUGGCGCAUCAUCUGCUUUAUGCUCCACUGUUUUCUUUCGAAGCCUUCGAGUCCUCAAGACGGCCUAUAUCAUCAACGUCAGGCCCUCCUACGGAAUAAUGAAGCAGCAUUGAGUGCAGCGUGGCAGUUACUAGAAAUGAUGGUUGUAUGGAAGAAAAGCUUUCGAUCACCCAUGUCUGCUACAAGAUGUCAGAAUCGGAUGCUUGUCCCGAUUCAGUUCAGAACAAAUGUGAUCAGGCAUGGCAUCUGCAAAAAGAGAUUUCCUCGAGAUUUGGGUUUUAACGAUUACAGUAAAGCUGCAGAUAAAGUGUACAGAAGGCUGCUCCCGAUCACGGCAGCUGCGAUCACGAUCUCCGUUUGCUUCACCAUUGCUGGCAUAUUCUCCUCUAAUGUUACCACGAACGAUGGCAAUGAGAUUCUCUUGACUGGGAGGAAUUGUGGCAUACUUGACCUUGACACCAUCCUCAACAAUAUCACUUUGCUUGAUGCCGCCAGAUCGCAGGAUGCGAGACGUGCCCAGGGUUUCUUUGACUACGUUCGUACUUGUUACGGGGAGGGUAACACUGCUGGGACGGAUCGAUGUCGAUUCUACGUAAAGCCGCGACUCGCGCUUCAAGUUGACUCAAAUGCGCCUUGUCCAUUCACAAAUGAGAUAUGCCAUUCCACGACAGGAAACCUUCGACUCGACACUGGCUAUAUUAACAUUCAUGAGGAUCUAGGAAUUAACGCACCCCCGAAAGACAGGUUCUCUCUACGUAUAGUACAUCAGUGCGCCCCACUGAAAGCAGACGGUUACACCACAAUCGAGACCGAAAUCGAUCGUAAUAACAGCAACGUACCCGUCAAUUUCACUCGUGUCUACUACGGUUCCUGGAACAAUAUGAACUUCCCGGAAUACAAAAACUAUACUUUUCAGAAGGGCAUGCCGUAUACAAGAACUAUGAGCAAAUACAGCCUCGGUUUAGAUUCAGACUAUGAAUUGGGGUUUGUUGAAGCAUAUCAGAACAAUAGCCUGAAUCGGGCUAUACGUUUCGAACCCAUUCCCCAACUUCUGGUCCCCAAUGCAGACCUGGCACUGUAUUUUCUAUCAGCACCCUAUGUUGUUUUUCAAAACAAGGUUGACGACCCUUGGUUCUCUGCCCAUGGAGAAGGUCCAAUGACGAGGAACUUGGCUACAGGUAAAGUGGUAGCAAGAUACUUUACGAAGGAUGCCAUGAUCAGUACGGUAGGGUGCACUACUCAACAACAGAUCUGUAAUCCCAAUACCGGUAAAUCUAUACAACCGCGCUGCGAAGAGCUCCGUGGAGAAUACAUGAACUACCAGCAAUCUACAAGCAAACUAUGGGAUACAGAUAGUCAGCGAGAAACCUUUGAGUGGGUAUAUUCGAUUUUCAAAAGGAGUCGAUUAACAAUGAUCAACCUGGUUCAAUUUGCAGGGCCAACUGCAUUAGCAGCACGGCACAGUUUAUUCUCCGGCAACCAGGGUGUGCUCCCAUCCAAUCAGUGGCAGAUUGAGAUGGAAAAUAUCGUGAGUGCUUCUCUUGCUAGCUUGCAGGAUGUCUUUGCAGAUGCAAGUGAAGGGCCCCCAACGGCAAAACUUCAUGAUGCCUGGAGGCGUCCGGAAUCAAACAACACUGCAGCAAAACGUGCUUGUCAAAACCAAAAACUUAUCAGUACAAAGUUCUUUUCUUUCAGCGUCUUAGGGCUUUCCUUGAUUUUGAGCCUUGGGGCAAUCUUCAUAAUUCUUGAAUUUUGCCUCGAACCUGUCAUCGGGCAGCUCCACAAGUCUACCUAUUCGCGUCCUCGAGAUAUUGAGCCCGCUGAGAAUAUUCAAAACUCGUCAAAUCCCGCCGACAAAGAGUUCAAGAACAGAACACGACAGAUCGAAACGCUCCAUGCUGAAAGACGCGUGACCGACCUGUCGCGGGCUUCGACACAGAUAUCGCUAUAUGACACCAUGAAAGCUGCAAGACAUAUGGAAUGGAAUUCUAAUUCCACGUUUCAGCUACAGCGUCUUGCACAUGAUGGGAUAGGCUGCGGUACAUGGGAGCGCACAUCGUCUAACGUGCCUGUAACACGACCAAAUCAAACACUGGCAAUGAUUGGCAUUCGCGGACCGUCUGGAAGGCAUUUAUGCCUCGUCUCGCCCGACAAGAUCGAGAUAGGUGAAGAAAUUAAGAAAUAACACAUCGGUUGUUGGGCGCGUUGGGUAUAAGUAUUGUGCUAAUACACAGCAUCUAUUCUUCAUAUUGUAGCAGUGUUGAUGUCGUCUCGAACCUUGAUUCGUAGAUGUAGUGGACCUUUUUGUACCAUCAAAACAAUGCGGAAAUCUUCAAACCUGGCCGAAGCCUCAUCUGCCCAGAUAUCAAACGUCCAUAGCAGUCGUGUGAGUACAAU
Molecule: messenger RNA, 2567 nt
Organism: Aaosphaeria arxii CBS 175.79
Lineage: Eukaryota; Fungi; Ascomycota; Dothideomycetes; Pleosporales
Exons: 4
Coding region: 1-2355 (784 amino acids)
Source: RefSeq, a predicted model, not a curated record